This is a messenger RNA of Camellia sinensis, 2380 nucleotides long. Its product is annotated as protein DETOXIFICATION 33. Gene Ontology annotation, cellular component: membrane. The record is from RefSeq and is a predicted model, not a curated record. Gene Ontology annotation, molecular function: xenobiotic transmembrane transporter activity; antiporter activity. Gene Ontology annotation, biological process: xenobiotic detoxification by transmembrane export across the plasma membrane. NCBI's taxonomy places the organism in Eukaryota, Viridiplantae, Streptophyta, Magnoliopsida, Ericales, Theaceae.
CUUCUCCAUUUUGGUUUAUUAGUGGCUCAGAUAUUUGGUCAACAAAAUUUAGAGGAAAUAUUUUUUUGUGUGCGACUUGGAGGAAAUGAAAUUGGUUCACUGAUGGAGGAAAGAUCAGAUUUUGCAAGUCCCGUCUUGCAUUGAAUGUUAAGAGCCAUGACUGAUCUGUUUAUAGCGGAUAGAAUGUGCAUUAACAUGCAAGUCAUGACUUGCAAAUCAUGAUGAACAAGUCAUGAUUUGCAGUAUGUUGGGAUUUAUUAAGAAUUCAAAAAGGGCAAGUUGACUUGUGAUGGGGGCCGUCUUAGCAAUAUCUGGAUUUCUAAAUACUAACCUUCACCAGCUUGCAGUUGGGUGCAGCCAACCUGUACUGGAAAUAGAAGUUGGUGGGGGUAUGCAAAAUUGACUUCUAUUUGUUGCAUGGUUCUUAGAGAAUAAGUCGGCUGAGUUGGGAGCAUGAAAUCAAAUAAAAAAUGCCUUUCAUCAAACAUGAUCUUGCCAUUUGCCAUUUGCCAUUUGCCAUUUGCCAUAUAUGUAAAAAUAUAUGCUUGAACUCCAUGUCCAGUAUAAGAAGCAACAACCUUCAAGUUUUUUGUUUUGUGAGAUAACAUGGGAAAUUGGAAUUCUUGAAGACAUGAUAACGCUGUUUGUAAAACUUGGGGGAGAGGGGGGGACAUGUAACAGUACAUUGUGAGUGAGAAGAAUACGCAAAAUUGGUCUCGGAAAAUGGACCGAAGGCAGUUGGGAGUUGAAAGACAGAUGGCUGAUCUUAUGCGCAGGCAAAAGAUAGGUGAGAGAAGCUGGAAUGAAUCAACGAAAAUGUGGGAGAUAGCAGGGCCUGCCAUACUAACAUCAGUGGCUCAGUUCUCUAUUGGGUUUGUCACAGUUGCCUUUGUUGGUCAUUUGGGAGGGCUUGAACUUGCUGCAGUCUCUGUUGUUCAGAAUGUCAUUGAAGGCUUUGUUUAUGGAAUUAUGCUAGGAAUGGGAAGUGCUCUUGAGACACUAUGCGGUCAAGCCGUUGGUGCUAGACAAUUCAACAUGCUUGGAAUCUACAUGCAAAGAUCAUUCAUUAUCACUAUAAUCACAGCUUUGUUACUGACACCUGUUUAUGUCUUCACAUCACCUUUGCUAAAGCUGCUUCAUCAAAGUAAAAGUAUUUCAGAACUAUCAGGGAAGUAUGCUAUAUGGGUGAUCCCUCAAUUGUUUGCUUAUGCCCUCAACUUUCCGAUACAAAAAUUCCUCCAAGCUCAAAGCAAAAUCUGGGUAAUGACCAUAAUUUCCAUUGUAGCCUUGGCAUUUCAUGUUCUGUUGAGUUGGGUGCUCGUGACAAAGCUCAGGUAUGGCCUUCUUGGUGCUGCCAUAGCUGGGAACAUCUCUUGGUGGCUAGUAGUUCUGGCCCAGAUGGUCUAUGUGGUUUCUGGUUUUUUCCCUGAAUCUUGGACUGGCUUUUCUUCGUUGGCAUUUAAAUCUUGGGCUAGUUUCAUAAAGCUUUCGCUUGUCUCAGCUGUAAUGUUAUGCUUGGAGCUAUGGUAUUACACUCUGGUGAUCCUUAUGGUGGGCUGGUUAAAGAAUCCUGAAAUUGCAAUAGAUGCCAUCUCAAUCUGCAUGAACUUGCAACUCUGGACCCUGAUGAUUACACUGGGUUUCAAUGCUGCAGUCAGUGUUCGAGUUUCGAAUGAACUUGGAGCAGGACGUCCAACAGGUGCCAAAUUCUCAGUUGCCGUGUCUGUUGUCACAUCAACCUUUUUUGGGAUUCUGUUCACAGCAGCAAUUCUUGCAGCUAAGAGCUAUUUUCCCAAAAUGUUCACAGGAAAACAUGAGGUUAUAAGAGAGACAUCAAAGCUGGGUUAUUUUUUGGCUGCAACCAUUCUCCUCAACAGUAUCCAACCUGUUCUUCACGGGGUAGCUGUAGGUGCAGGCUGGCAGUUUUCAGUCGCAUUGAUAAACAUUGGGUGCUACUAUGUCUUCGGCCUUCCUUUUGGUGCCUUGCUUGGUUACAAAUUCAAGCUUGGCAUUGAAGGGAUUUGGUCGGGGAUGCUAGCUGGUUGUCUGCUUCAAACAGUUAUUUUAUUGCUGAAUGUUUUCCGAACUAAUUGGCAUAAAGAGGCAAGGCAAGCUGAAGAGCGUAUCCGAUCAUAUGGUUCCUCGCCGCUGCCCCAAAAUGAAAGAGUGGGAAUGGCGUUGAUCAGUGAAAAUUGAAGAUGAAAGAAAAUAGGGGGACUAAGCCUCCACAAUUCUUUUACUAUAGGAAUAAAUUGUUGCAACAGAGUUAUGUUUCAUUCUACGUUACCAUUCAGAAAAGCUGGCACUGCAAUUGUAGUUUGAGAAUACUGUGCCUACACCUAAAGUUGCUGAUGAAUAUGCAAAAAAUUGUUCUUUUCUA